This is a messenger RNA of Neurospora crassa OR74A, 318 nucleotides long. RefSeq lists its product as hypothetical. The record is from RefSeq and is a predicted model, not a curated record. The transcript has 2 exons. Bases 1 to 318 code for a protein of 105 amino acids. NCBI's taxonomy places the organism in Eukaryota, Fungi, Ascomycota, Sordariomycetes, Sordariales, Sordariaceae.
AUGCCCACUGGCCCACCCCGGCAUUCCACUUGCCCACGGACCAAGUCGUCGUUCGAUGCGGAGACCGUUUUUAAACUGAAGCUUCAGAUGGGGCUACGGGGCAAUGUUACAGAACAUGGCUUUUCAAUCAUGAUGGGAAAGCGGCGCAUCACAAAAGAAGCUCCUCCUCAAAAGUCACCAGAGGCGCCACCUUCCGAACCCAAAAUCCCCACCACGACCGACAUGAACAUUGAUCUCAUAUGGACGGGACUCUUGAAAAGCCGCGAUGGAGACUGGUUCGGAUAUGGCUGGGGCUGGCGCAAUGCUGGCGGCCACUGA